AUGGCUGCCGUCAUGCCGUCUAAACCGCCAGGCGUGCCGACUAAGAUGAAGAAACCGUCUGUACCGCCCCUUGGGCAGACACACGGCAACUCCGCCAAACCAAGCCAACAGCCCUCCUCCUCGCCGUCGAGCGCUGCGAAGCGACUUCCGGGUCAGACACAGAACAGCUCUCCCACAUCAGCGACCCCCACCUCCGCCAAUAAUACUUCGAGACAAAAUCGUCGCCUUCAGCGCAUAACCACCAGAACCGGAGCAUCCGACAGCGCAGGAGCCGAUAGGAAAGCAGCAAAGAAAUUCCCUGAACCAUGGGUUGCCAAAGAGAGUCACAUCCUCAAGAAGUUUGAUGGCCGUCCACCCUCCCUUAUAGUCCACCUUUACCCCACAAACUUCAGAUUUGAGCAGCAAGAUGGCAGCUUCAGCUAUCACUCCGAGAUGCGCAUCUUCAUUGAACAUCUCUGGAAUGGCACAGUUCCGCAUGAUAUGGUAGAGGAAUUUAGAGAUGCUGGUGUUUCGUUCUACGACGGCUGGCUGAUAGUCAAGGUCGUGGACCACACCAACGCAUCCAGCAACUCAGCUGCAGUUUCCGGUGGAGCUGAGGACGAGAAGCCUUUCUCUAUCCACAAUUACAACCCGUACAUCACUCCCUCACCACACGUACCGUACCCACCGAAAGAACAGACUGGUCAGAAGUCGCCACCUACGAAGCAGGAUGCCAGCAAGGACGGACAGAUCAAUGAAAAGCUGAACGGAGCCCCAGAAACACAGUCCACGAAGCCCCAACCCCAAGUCUAUCACAAACUUUUGCGCCCUACACAAAUGUCCAGGCACAUGGACAUGGUGUUGGAUGCGCUUGCGCCGGACCCGAAAUCACUGAAUCGCAAACAAUCCCAGGCCAACGUCAAUGGAAAGGCCGCAGGCUCUGCCGCCCCUCCUACUCCUAUCUCCGGCGUUCCGCCGACACCAAUGACUGAGAAGGGCCCACCGUUAAAGAAGCAGAAGAUGAAGAUUGACAACAAGGACUUGUUAGAAUACGAAGCGCGCGUUAUCAAUGCAACGGCUCCGCCGUUGUACCUUGAGCCUGUCGCAAAUGCGGAAGAAGCAGAUGCAUUGCUUGAAAUGUUGAAAGAUCCAUUCCACGACCAACCUCCACCUUCACCAAAGAGCAGGAAACGAACAUUUGCCGAGCUUGCCGCCGAUGACGCGCACGCCAAGGAGCAAGAACGGUUCAUGCUUAUUCUCGAUGAACGUAAUGCCGGCGCCGCCAACGCUGCCGCUGUUGAUGGCCAAGCCGGGUCAGCCUUAUUCCAACCUCGCUUCGAAAGAUUCAAUACUUUGGAACAACUCAAGCGCGACAUGGCAGAGAAGAAACAGCGGGAGAAAGACCGACAGCUUCAAGAGGACGAGAACCGCCGCGACCUUCAACAGAGACAAGUUGAAGAAGACCGACGCAGAGCCGCGCAACGAGCCAAGGAGCAACAAGCGCUCAGGAUUCGGCAGGAACAGCACGAAGCCCAUCAGCUUGCUCUUCAACAACAAGCAGCCCAGCAAAGCCGGCAACAGGCACAGCAGCAGGCCCAAGCCGCCAGGCAGCAACAGCAACAAGUCAGCAGUCUUCCUCCUCAGGUGCAGUCCCAGAUGAUGGCCAACCAGCAACGGUCCAGCCCGGUCAUCCGGCAAGGCACCCCUCAUGCCGCUUCAUCGCCUGUAAUCAAUAGCGCUGGUCAGGGUGGGCAAACAGGAGCUGGAUCACCCCCACGGCCUGGAUCUGCCCUGCAACAUGGCCAUCCAAUGGCUCGUAAUCAAAGCAAUUCCGGACAAAGCCGCCAUGGUACCCCGCAGAUGCCAAAUGCUACUCCUGGAAUGCGCAACGCAACCCCUGUACUGAGACAAGGAACUCCGGCUCAACACAUGACUCAAGCUAGCCCGCAUGGCAGUAUGAUGGCUCCAACACCCCAGAUGCAACAUGCUGCUGCUAUGGCAGGAGGGCAAGUUCCGAACGGCAUGACACCUCAACAAGAGAUGCAACGCCGCCAAGCCCACAUGCGUAUGCAACAGAUGCAACAGCAGCAGCAAAUGAUGGGUGGCAACAAUCCUCAUAAUAUGGCUCAACAGAUGGCUCAGAGGCAGGCCGCCAUGCAUCAACAGAAUUUGCAACAACAAGCUCAGCAAAUGGGGCAGAGUCCAAAUCAUCAAACACAGCAGAAAUACCAGCAAGGCCUGUCUGAUCAGAUGAAAGCUCAGAUGCAGCAGCUGCAAAAUGCAAAUCAUGGCUCACCGGUGCAAAAUCAAAUGAAUCCCCAACAGCAAGCAGCUAUGGCCCAACAGCAACAACAGAGAAUGAUGCAGCAGGGUCAGAUGAUGGGCAACAUGCAAGGAAAUAUGCAACAGCCCCAGCAACGCAUGAAUCCUGCUGUUGCGCAGUUCUUCCAGCAGACUCUUACAAAUUAUCAGACCCGACUCACAGCUCAGACUGCAUCCCGCUACGGUGGUAAUCCUGCCAGCAUCCCGCCAAACGAGGUUCAGAAGAUCAACCAAAUGGCCCAGCAAUACGCUCAGCAAGAGGUUCGCAAGCGCCAACAGCAGGUGCAGCAGCAACAACAGGCGCUGAGGCAACAGCAGGCGCAGCAGCAAGGGAUGUCAAACGGAAUGAAUAUGAUGAAUCCCAACAUGGCGGCUAUGCAACAGCAACAGCAGGCUCAGCACAUGCAGGGUAUGCAGUUGGCUCAUGCUCAACAGAUGUUGUCGCAACAGCCCAACAUGUACCAGAUGCAGAUGCAACAGCAGCAGCAACGACCUGGGUAG
Cyphellophora europaea CBS 101466 is the source of this 2802-nucleotide messenger RNA. RefSeq lists its product as uncharacterized. The record is from RefSeq and is a predicted model, not a curated record. Lineage: Eukaryota; Fungi; Ascomycota; Eurotiomycetes; Chaetothyriales; Cyphellophoraceae. The transcript has 2 exons. Bases 1 to 2802 code for a protein of 933 amino acids.